AUGGGAGAAACAAAGACCCCUGUUCUCAGCCCAAUCCCGCUUGAGCAAGCUCACCUCAACUUGACCCAUUCCAGAUAUUUUUGCGCUCCAGCACUUAUUAUGGCAGCCAUCAACGAUACUUGCAUUCCCAAUUGGGAUAUUUCAACACCCACAUGGAGCCCAAACUCGAUAUAUAUCGUUUUGUUUGACCGCGGAGAGAAGGCUUAUACAUUUCAUUGGGCACUCUACCUACACCAGGCAGCGAACUCCGGCUUCAAAUACCAUCUCGUCAAUACAACGAACUCCACGAGCUGGAAAUUCGACCCACAUGCCAUUGAAGAUGUUGAUAACGAUGGGUCUAUCCUUGCUGCCCUCGAGAUAGGAUGCCUUGAGCCGAUGAUGCACCCGCAUCUCCUGCACCGCCUCGAGGAAAUUUCAAUCUUGGAUUCCAAGAGGUUUCGCGAAAGAAUUACUUGCCGGGUGUGGCUCAAAGAGGCCAUAUAUGCGUUGGAUGAUGAAGGCUACAUAUCACUUAGCAGAACUGUGGACGAGAUCGAAGAAAGGGCUACGCUCCUCGCGAUGCAGAAUAAGUCUUUAGGGAGGCGGACGAUUGCACAAAUCGGAGAUGGCGAAGCAUAA
Molecule: messenger RNA, 618 nt
Organism: Penicillium brevicompactum
Lineage: Eukaryota; Fungi; Ascomycota; Eurotiomycetes; Eurotiales; Aspergillaceae
Exons: 1
Coding region: 1-618 (205 amino acids)
Source: RefSeq, a predicted model, not a curated record